Molecule: messenger RNA, 765 nt
Organism: Fibroporia radiculosa
Lineage: Eukaryota; Fungi; Basidiomycota; Agaricomycetes; Polyporales; Fibroporiaceae
Exons: 4
Coding region: 1-765 (254 amino acids)
Biological process (GO): vacuolar acidification
Cellular component (GO): vacuolar proton-transporting V-type ATPase complex; fungal-type vacuole membrane
Molecular function (GO): proton-transporting ATPase activity, rotational mechanism
Source: RefSeq, a predicted model, not a curated record
AUGUCUGGUACCGGCCCAAGAGAGAAUAUUUUCCCCACCCGUAUGGCACUUACAAAUACCAAACUGCGUCUCAAAGGUGCGCAGACGGGACAUUCGUUGCUUGCGAAGAAGCGGGACGCGUUAACUACCCGAUUCCGGGCGAUCCUCCGGAAGGUCGACGAGGCAAAGCGAAAGAUGGGGCGGGUCAUGCAGCUCGCGUCCUUCUCCCUGGCCGAAGUCACCUAUGCUACUGGCGAUAUAUCAUAUCUAGUGCAAGAGCAGGCCAAAUCUGCCUCGUUCAAAGUCAAAGCAAAGCAGGAGAACGUCUCGGGCGUUGUCUUACCGGCGUUCGAGGUCGAUCGUGUACCGGGCACAGAUUUCAAUCUCACGGGUCUCGGUCGCGGCGGACAGCAAGUCUUACGAGCCAAGGAAGUGUAUGCAAAGGCGGUAGAGACGCUAGUCGAGCUCGCCUCUUUGCAGACAGCGUUCAUGAUAUUGGAUGAGGUCAUCCGCGCUACGAAUCGUCGCGUGAAUGCAAUUGAACAUGUCGUGAUUCCGCGACUGGACAACACUAUCAAGUACAUCCUGAGCGAACUGGACGAAAUGGAUAGAGAGGAGUUCUUCAGAUUAAAGAAAGUCCAAGGCAAGAAAAAGCGCGAUACAGAAGCCGCAGAGGCUCAGAGAAAGUUGCUUGAGCAAUCGGAAGACGUCACAUCUUUCAUCCCCGAGAUUGAAGGAGGUGGAGGUGACCUGCUGAGUAGUAAAGACGAGGAUAUCAUAUUCUGA